Messenger RNA from Lytechinus pictus (painted urchin), 3770 nucleotides. Its product is annotated as alpha-1B adrenergic receptor-like. The record is from RefSeq and is a predicted model, not a curated record. Lineage: Eukaryota; Metazoa; Echinodermata; Echinoidea; Temnopleuroida; Toxopneustidae. Gene Ontology annotation, biological process: G protein-coupled receptor signaling pathway. The transcript is spliced from 2 exons. Bases 268 to 1395 code for a protein of 375 amino acids. Gene Ontology annotation, molecular function: G protein-coupled receptor activity. Gene Ontology annotation, cellular component: membrane.
AUACCCACCUCCAUAAAAUUGGCAAUGAUUCUAGGUAAUUUCCUUAAUUUGAUAAAAUAAGUUGUUUGCUCCAUAUCCGGGAUCCAUGCCAAUUCUCAGCUGAUUAUAUCGACAAAAAUGAGGGUCUUCACUGUAUAGUUGGUUAUUACCCUGAUGGCAUUCGGACAAAGCAUAAAGCCGUUUUCUUGUCAUUGGUGAGCGCGAAGACAACAGAUUCGAUAUCAGAUUUGUGGUUAAUUUCAAACAAAAUUGAAGCUUGAUAUAAAGAUGGUCAAUGAAAGCGUUUUUCCCACUUCAUCAUCCAGCCCAGACAUGGCGAAAAACAACACUGAAGAAGGUCUAAGUUUCUAUAGCAAUCUAAACUUUGUCCACCUCGUGGUUUAUCUUAUCGUCACUUUAAGCAUCGCCAUCGCGGGAAUCAUUGGUAACUCCAUCGUAAUUCUUGCCAUCAUUCUCUCUCGCAAGCUCAGGUCUACUCUAAACUUCUUCGUCCUAAACCUUGCAUGUGCAGAUCUCUUGAUAUCGGUCUGCAUCCCAUGUGACGUUGCAAACCUCCUGCUUCCUGAGAGCAGAGAAAUUCGAUUUUGGUUGUAUGCCAUUUUGACGGGUAUCGCGGUCAGUCUUACGACUCACGCAUUUAUUGCGUUCACCAGCUGGUACCUGAUCACAACGAGCCAUGCCAGAUCAAAGAAUCUCUACACCACUCGGAACAUAACCAUCAUGAUUUCUUUCACAUGGCUCUUUACCAUAAUCGUUGCAAGCAUAAUACAUGCUGCCAACAAAGCGGGCUAUUAUAGAGCUAUUGUUGUUGAAGGUACUUAUAUAUUAGCCCAUCUUGUAGUCAUCAUAGUCAGCUAUCUGAAGCUUUGGUGCUUUGUCGCAAAGCAGGAGAAGAACCUAAAACUACGGCCCAACGGAAGUAAGCAAAAUAAUUUUAGUGUGUCUACGAUGAGUGAUAACAGGAAUGGCGGUCAGUCUGUGGUUGAUUCUUCAAGUGACAACACCGCUGUAGAAGCUUCAGAUCUUGAGCAUUGCCCAAGAACGGAACAUGAGCAUCGAUCCAGAAGAAAGGUUUCCACUGACCGACAAAGAGCAGAACGUGCUCUUCACAGGAAGACAAAGACAAUGGCUGUCACCAAAAGCCUUUUAAUCGUUCUCGUUAUUUUCAUCAUCUGCUUCAUUCCCUAUCCUUUCACCUUAUGGCUCGAUCCACAUUUCUCUAGCGUACAACCGUGGGGUGUAGCACUCAUGUUCUUCAACAGUUGCAUCAAUCCCAUUAUUUAUGCGGGAAAGAUCCGUGGAUUCAGGGAAGUGAUGGUCUGUAUCAUCGGCUGUAGGUGUAGAAGCAUGCCGAUGCCCGUCGAGUGGUUUCGAAAAUUAAGAGACUCUGGAUGAAUCUUUCCUGAAAAUUAUGUAUUAUUGCUGAUGGCAACAUCAUUUUAAAACAAUGCUUUGUGAAAACACCCCACCCUCAGAUUUGAAUCAGCGUAAAUCUUGUACAACUGUCAAUUUGACAGAGGUAGACUUUGAUUGCUUCUGUAAGAUUGUGGUGGGCGGUGUCAUCAAGAGAUAGAGAGAAAAAAAGAUUGUGGACGUUUCCCUUCCUUCACGAGUAUUUAACUGUCGUUAUGUGCGUAUAUAUCACGGUCAGUACUUCCACUAUCUGCAGUUUCUUUCCCCUUAAUCUAUCUCCCGGAAUUCUCUUGAAAAUAUGUCCUCUUUUCCCAUUUCAAUUUUUUUUUUUUUUUUGUAUACCCAAUAUCACUUAUGUGAAUUGUCAAAGUUGUUAUAAAAAAUUAUAUUAACGUACAUGUAUCGCUAACAGUAUAGUUCAGUGAAGUGGUUAUGUUGUGAACUGUGUAUGAUUCUGGAGCCAAUUAUUCCGUUUAGAGGUGCAAUAUCAUGGCUCCGAAUUCAGAGUAGGAAUUAAAUUCGGAAGGCGGUAUCCUGAUUAUUAAACGUAGGUUUAACUGUUAUCUGGAAUUUCAUACUACACUUCUAUUACAUGCUUGGCUUGAUAUUAUUUCUUCCAUAUUCUCGGCAAUUAUAACGUACAAUUUUAUUCAUUAUCAAUUUCGUAUUAUUCAUGUUCUUGUAUUUUCAUAUUCUUCGCAUUUCACAACUCAAUAAUUUUUUUUUUAUAGUUCUCAUUUUUGCUAUUUUUACUAUUUUCAAUAUCCCUUUUUAUCUUGCAUGACCAUUAUGUACGGUUGUUACUUGACUUAUCGAAAGCGUUUGAUACAAUAGAUCAUGAAAUACUUUUAUGUAAGCUAUCAAAUUAUGAUAUCAGGAGGGGGGCAGCUUUACAAUGCUUUAGGAGUUAUCUUGCUGAUAUAAUUUACUUUGUUACCGUAAAUGAAUCAGAAUCUCCAAAAAGGCCAGUUGCCUGUGGAAUUCCACAAAGUAUUAUUCUUGGCCCUCUGCUAUUUGUACUUUAUGUAAAUGACAUGAAAAAUCUGUCUCAUGUUGUAUCAUUUAUCCUUUUUGCUGAUGAUUCCAAUAUUUUUUUACACACACCAUGAUCCACAUUCCCUUGUGAGCACUAUGAAUGCAGAAUUUAAAAGAGUAACAUACUGGAUUAAAGCCUACAAACUGUCAUUGAAUCUGCAAAAAAAAACUACAUGCUUUUUUAGUCAUUCAUUGAAACAUCUGCUACAUAAAAAACUUUCAGAUAAUACUGUAAUGAAAGGAGUGCUAACAACAAUAUUUUUAGGUCUAACUAUUGAUAAGACACUUACGUGGCAAUAUAUUUUGCAAAACUGUGGCGAGAAAUAUUUGAGUCAUCAACAAUCUUAAACACUUUCUUCCAGCACAGGCACUAUCCAAUCCAUGUUGUAUUGUGCGAUGAUUCUACCAUAUCUUCCUUAUGGGAUUCUGACAUGGGGAAAUGCCUCAAACGAAACUCAACAAAGUGUUUCUCCUCCAGAAAAAAUACUUAAAAUUAUAUGCAAAAUGCCCUUUAAAGCUCAUACAGAUGAAUUGUUUCGUCAAAAACGUACCCUUAAAAUCAGUGACCUGUACUGCUUACAACUAUUUCAAUUUAUGUAUCAGCUAGGUAGAAAUAGUGUAUCGAAUGUCCUACAAAAUGAAUUUAUAAGAAAUGAUCAUUUGCAUUCAUAUAAUACUAGAAAGUCAAAUGACUGUCAUUUACCUAAAGCAGAACAAUAUUUUUUUUAGCAAAACUGCAUUUGCCACAGGACCCAAAAUAUGGAAUUCUCUGGACAGAGUAAUACAAGAGGCAGCUAAUCUGAAUGGAUUUACAUUUCUAAUAAAAUCAUUUUUCUGAAUUUUUACUGAUUUAGUCAAAUAUGUUGUAAACUUCAUACCUUUCCACGGUGGUGUUGACUAUUUUAAAGUCAAUAUAUAAUUUCGUAUAUAGUGUAUAUACAUUCGUGUUACAGAGUUUAUAUCUACAUGUAUAUCAAUCUAUAGAGUUUUGCUCAAUUUAUAUCAUAUUAGACCUUUGUAUUAAUUUUCGAUAGGGGUUUACAUCUUACAAGCUUGCUUUUCAGUAAGCCUCCACUUUUUCCAUUUUGUUGGUACGUCUUAAAACUGCAAAUGUUAUGCAGUUUAUGUAUUUUUUCAUUGGAAAUUAUUUUUUUGACAUGUAUACUCAUGUCAUGAUUGUGAUGAUUGUUGAAUAUGAAUAAUAAUGAAUGAAUAAAUAUAUAAAUAAAACCCCCUACGAGCUAAUUAAUCUUUUAUCAUGCUGAUAGAUGUUUUAAUGGAUAAAUAAAUAAAUACUCGAAUGAAUUAAUGAAUAAAUAAAU